This is a messenger RNA of Rhododendron vialii, 4876 nucleotides long. RefSeq names its product pentatricopeptide repeat-containing protein At1g11290, chloroplastic. The transcript has a single exon. The coding region runs from base 451 to 2943 and encodes 830 amino acids. Gene Ontology annotation, biological process: RNA modification. Gene Ontology annotation, molecular function: zinc ion binding; protein binding; RNA binding. The record is from RefSeq and is a predicted model, not a curated record. Lineage: Eukaryota; Viridiplantae; Streptophyta; Magnoliopsida; Ericales; Ericaceae.
GUAAUCCAAAACAAUGCUAAAUUGUUGUGGCUGGGGUAGAUCACGCAAAAUGAAACUAUGCUAAAUUGUUCACAGAUAUUAUUCUUGAACAAUAUCUCCACUGAUCAUGGCCAGUGUGUGGCAUCUAUGACAAGGUCCCUCCCUCUCCAUGGGAUGAACGAAGCAAACAUACAAAAACUAAAACGACCUCUCUCUCUCUCUCUCUCUCUCUCUCUCAAUUCAUAAACUGUAUCAAUUUAUGAUUGGAAGUAGCCCACGCGAGUCGAACCGUGGCGCUUUGGGACAGUGACGCUUGGAGCCUGCUACGCUUUAGUACAAGGAAAUGAAAUUGCGCUUUUACCACUACCUAACCAUAACCGUAUAAAUCCUUGAGUACAGGGUCGGGGUGCUCACCCAAACAGAAAUCCUUUUCUUCAAACUGCCUUCUAAGUUGAAGCUUUUUAUCUUUAAAUGACUCGGCAACUACUGCCCUCCUUCACCCCACUGUCUACCACCACCGCCACCACCCCACCAUCUUCCUUCAAACCCUCAACACAACCACCACCACCACGUCAAAGAAGCACCACCCACAUCCCCACCCACAUAUACAGCCACCCUACCGCCAUCCUCCUCGAACUCUGCACUUCCCUAAACGAACUCCACCAAAUCCUCCCCCUCGUCAUCAAAUCCAACCUCCACCGCCGCCACCUCUUCCACACCAAGCUCCUCAGCCUCUUCUCCAAAUUCGGUAGCCUGCCCGAAGCCGCCCGGGUUUUUGACCACCUCGUCCCCAUCCAGGACAGAGUCGACGUUCUUUACCACACCAUGCUCAAAGGGUAUGCCCUCAAUUCAUCGUCGUCCUCUUCUCUGGAUAACGCUUUGUCCUUCUUUAUUAGAAUGAACACGGAUGGGGUUCAUGCCGUUGUGUACAAUUUCACUUACUUGUUAAAAGCCUGUGCGGAUAAUUCCGACCUUAGGACUGGAAAACAGAUUCAUGCUCAGGUCGUUGUUAAUGGGUACGCAUCGAAUUUGAUUUCCAUGAAUGGGGUUGUGAAUUUGUACGCCAAAUGUAGACUUGUCGAUGAAGCGCGUAAGAUGUUUGACAGAAUGCCUGAAAGGGAUCGGGUAUGUUGGAAUACUAUUAUUGCUGGGUACUCUCAGAACCGGGUUCCGAAGAGGGCAUUGGAAUUGUUUGUACGGAUGCAGCGAGAGGAGGAGGAAUUUAGCCGUAGGCCCGAUCUGGUCACUAUUGUCUCCGUCUUGCCUGCGUGUGCAGACAUUGGGUCCCUUUGGAUUGGGAAAUCCAUUCAUGGUUAUGUUGUAAAAGCCGGAUUUGAAUCGCUUGUGAACGUAUCGACUGCUUUGGUCGAUGUGUAUUCGAAAUGCGGGUGCGUGGGGACUGCUCGAUAUAUUUUUGACAAUAUGCAGUACAGGAAUGUGGUCUCUUGGAAUUCCAUGAUUGAUGGUUAUACUCAAAAUGGCGAUUCUAAAGAAGCAUUGGAACUUUUCCAACAGAUGUUGAAUGAACGGGUAGAACCUACGAACGUCACUAUUAUGAAAGCUUUGAGUGCAUGUGCUGAUUUGGGUGACAUUGUGAAAGGAGAACUCGUUCAUAAAUUACUAUGUCAGUUAGAACUUUCGUCUGAUGUUUCAGUAAUGAACUCUCUCAUUUCAAUGUAUUGCAAGUGUAAACGUGUCGAUGUUGCUGCUGAAAUAUUUGUAAACUUACAAGGUAAAACCCUCGUCUCCUGGAAUGCCAUGCUACUAGGCUAUACACAAAAUGGCCUUGUAAAUGCGGCUUUAAAUCAUUUCUGCAAAUUGCACCAGCAAAACAUCAAACCUGAUUCGUUUACAAUGGUCAGUGUGAUUCCAGCUCUUGCUGAGUUAUCUGUUUUACGACAGGCAAAGUGGAUCCAUGGACUUGUUACAAGAACUUGUUUUUCCAAUGAUGUUUUUGUGAUGACUGCUCUUGUGGACAUGUAUGCUAAAUGCGGGGCUAUUAAUACUGCAAGAAAGCUGUUUGACGUGAUGAAUGAGCGCCAUGUAACAACCUGGAAUGCGAUGAUAGAUGGGUAUGGUACACAUGGGCUUGGAAGAGCUGCGGUUGAUCUGUUCAGUGAAAUGAGAAAAGGGGAUAUAAAGCCUAAUGGUAUAACUUUUCUGUCUAUUAUUUCCGGUUGCAGCCACUCUGGUCUUGUAGAAGAGGGACGCGGCUAUUUCGCCACCAUGAAGGAAGAUUAUGGCCUAGAGCCUUCGAUGGACCAUUAUGGGGCUAUGGUUGACCUACUUGGUCGAGCCGGCCAGCUCAACGAGGCUUGGGGCUUCAUUCAAAAUAUGCCUAUUGAGCCAGGGAUAAAUGUUUAUGGCGCUAUGUUGGGUGCUUGCAAUAUUUAUAAAAAUGUUGACAUAGGGAAGAAGGCAGCCGACAAACUGUUUGAAUUAGAUCCUGAGGAAGGUGGUUAUCAUGUAUUGCUCGCUAAUAUAUAUACCAGGGCUUCAAUGUGGGACGAAAUGGCUAAAGUGAGAACUUCCAUGGAGAAGAAAGGACUUCAGAAAACCCCUGGCUGUAGUUUAGUGGAUUUAAGAAAUGAGGUUCACACUUUUUACUCUGGAAGCACAAGCCAUCCCCAAUCCAAAAAGAUAUAUGUUUUUCUUGAAACGCUGAUAGAUGAGAUCAAAGCUGCUGGUUAUGUGCCUGAUAAUAAUACCAUUCGAGGUGUGGACGAGGAUGUUCAAGAGCAAUUACUCAGUAGCCACAGUGAGAAGCUGGCUAUUGCAUUUGGACUUCUGAAUACCAGCCCUGGCACAACUAUUCACAUUAGGAAGAAUCUUCGGGUAUGUGGCGAUUGCCACAACGCAACGAAGUAUAUAUCACUAGUGACGGGACGGGAGAUUGUUGUGCGUGAUAUGCACCGGUUCCACCAUUUCAAGAGCGGAACGUGCUCGUGUGGGGAUUAUUGGUGAAUAUACAGUUUCAAGUCUAGACUCCCGAGAGUUGCUGCCUUUGUAGUGUCAGCGAUUUGUACCUCAUAUGCAGACACAAGAUGUCGGCCUCCAUCGAACUUGAGAACAUGUCCAUCACAUGUCAAGCUCAAACCCAGAAUUUGUCAAAAGUUGAAGGCUUGAACCUAACGUGUAGGCAGAAGGUCUCCUGGAAAACACUAUAUCCAGCUAAACAUACACUACAUUCACAACCACCAUUAUCUCGCGGGUCACAACUAAAUCUCUGAGAUCAUAAUCUUGUGACUUGUUUUCUGAUCUCCUUUUAACUACAUAUGCCCUUCUUUUUCUUUUCUAUCCUUUUCCCCAUCAUGCAGUGACCGUCGAACAUGACGGACAUCAAAUAUUCAAUAAUCCAUAUAACAGAAAAAAAAAUUCCAUUGUGAGUUACAUCAUCAAACAUCAGAUUGUUCUGCAAAUACUUAAGAGGAAGGUGUUGAAUCCUUAGCCAAAACACCAACGCCAUCGAAACCAAGGGCUGAUGGUGAGAUGAUUGUGAAAUAUAGAGUAGAGACGAAGUUUCCAUGCUGCAAAAUUGUAACUCAAGCCUUUGCGUAAAAGACCAACAAAAAUAUUAAGUCCAACUGCUUAGACUUUCCAAAAAAUAAAAUCUACAAGAAUAAUGAGUUCAUAAGUUUCACCAAACAAGCCUGAAACAGUAACUCGACUGCUGUAUACUAGGAUGUCCCAUGUAUUCAUUCACAUGCAACAACUCCAAAACAGAUAUCAGUAUCCUGAAUGGUUAGAUAAAAGAAGACGAGUUGGAACCCUAAAAACUAAAUGGAUUCAAGCUUAAGGUAAUGCGAAUGGCAUGUCUGAUUCCAAGCAAAAACAACCUGAAAUGGCCACUCAAUUGGUUAACACUUAACAGCAUCAGAUAGCACAUAACAGGAAAACAAGGAACAAAAUAGGGUUCACACAUACCAACGCACCUACACACAACCAUCCACUCCACAGCCCCAAUUUCCGCAAAAAUCCUGCUACAACCAAAAAUGGGAAACAAUAAUACAUACAACCCAAAGUCGUGUAGUGUUCCAUAAGGUGCUAAAUGCCACGAGCUUCUUAACUGUUGAUUCAUAAUCUCACGUCUAUAUAACUAGACAGAAGUGGUGAACCCAACAUGGGCAAAAUUAGACACUUCAUCAAUAAAUGCCAAACGUAGAGUACUUACCACGUAGACAAAGUCAACAUUUCCGAGAGAAAGAAAAAACCUACAUUUUCAUAUCCCUCCUAUCGGAUCUUCAUUCUAGAAGAGGCAAAAAGAUCAUACAAUUAUCGUCGAUUUACUCUGCCAACAGAAUCUGUACAAACAUCAGAUGGGAGACAUGACCUCCCGACUUCCACUAAAUUAAAUCUACAAGAAUAAUGAGUUAAAAGUUUCACCAAACGAGCCUGAAACAGUAAUUCGACUGCUGUAUACCAGAAUGUCCCAUGUGUUCAUUCAAUGGCAAAAUCACUUCCACCACCAGAACUGCCGGAAUAAAUAUAUUUUCCUCAUUCGGGCAUUGUAAGUCAUGAAUGCUCUGGCUUUGAUUGGGUCAGCAUUUAAGUACUCAAAAGCAUACAUUUGCCUAGCCUCUUCCAAGCCGUCAAUUUCCAUCACAGCUUGUAGAAGUUGAGGGGCAUCAAUUGUGUUCUUACUUUGUUCAAAUGCAUCAGCCAAGUGUCGGAUGCUUGAUGCAACAGCUAACAUUGCAUCCUGAAGAGCCUCUGAGGCUCGAGGGCGUUUUGGAACUUGUUUCCGAGGAGGGAUCAAGGGAACUUCUUGACUGGCACCUGGCAUCUGUGAAUACUCGGCCUGUUGGGUAGAUGACUCUGUCUCAGUUCCAUCUGUGUCACUCAACUCUUCUGAACUUGGUGAAAGGAAUGAAGCAGAAUCUUCUUCGUAAUUCCUGAA